GUGCCGCGGACGGGGCGCAGCUUUGGCCGGCUCUGCCUCUCUUGGCUGGCUGUCGAUUCGAGUGCAGUCAUGCGGCGCGGGUUUUGGCUCAGCAGGGAGGAAGGGGAGGCGGGCGCGAAGUGGCUGGCGGCUGCUCACACUGCGUGGCUGCGCCCGACUUGACUCCUUCCUGGCAGGCGACAUGAGCUUGAGAGCCUUGAGCACCACCGGUCCUCGGUCCUCUAAGCUUCCCAACGGCUACCUUCAUCUCAUCUCACGACAUCCUUCCCAUCCUUCCGACCAGCUGACUAGCUUCAAAGGCGAUCACGUCGACGACGACAGUGCCACUCGUCGCCGCUCAAAGGGUGAUGCUGAAGAGAGAGGCGUUUGAUCGCUCCUCCUCUUUGGCUCUCCUUGCCGUCUGGCCUGCUCCCUUCUUCGAUGGCGAAUUCCGCUGCGACAACGACGUCUUCUCCAGCAGCAGGCGCCGUUGAGGCCAAGAGCACCACAAGGACAAUGGCGCCGCUGCCAGAGAGAAGGGCGGGGUCCUCGCGAGUGCGUAGGUUGCCCAAGCACCUGCGAUCCCCCUCGCCACCCCCAGCCUGCUUCACUGCUCCAUCAACGACAGCAACUUCAGCAGCUGCGCAAGUUCAGCCAGCUUCAUCCACAUCUUCUUCUCACGUAGCGACAUCAGCAAACACCACUGCCACUGCCAAGACGGCUGGCGGGACAAGCAAAAAGCGUCAGACAUCCGUCACUCUUCUUGACCCCAAUGAGACCAGCGGGGAAUCUCGCAGACGCAGUCGUCCUUCUGGAGGCUCAAAGCCAAAGCAGACAGCAGCAGCAGCAGCGCCGCAGACCCAAACGACAUCCAAGGCCAAGGUACGACUCGCAGUCAAGCCCAUCGCCGACCAAUCCACUGGAGGCUAUGAGUCCGACGGCGGCCGAGCAGCGCCCGCCCCAACUGCAACAAGAGAGCAUGAUUGGGACGCACACGCCGAGGUGGACACCGAGGCAGACUUCGAUGCCAUCGCGCCGCCUCCACUCAUCUUCCAGCGCAGCAGUGUCUCCCAUCGCUCCUCUGGUCGAAGGACGGCUGGGGCCGGCGGUUUGGUCGCAGAGCGCAAGCGUCCUGCUGCUCGUACCUCGUUCCGCCAUGCGAGGACCAAGAGCAUGCCCUCAAUGGGCGCUGCCUUGCCUGUCUGGCAAAGGCAGAGUCGGCCCUCCCUCGAGGUAGAGCAACAGCACCACACAGCCACCCUGGAUGACGGCCAUAUGUCCACCGCAGACACAACGGACGGCGAAGAUGAGAACGACUUUCACCGCGCAAUGUUGGACGGCGACUUUGACGACGAGUAUGGCUGGACGUCCGCCGGGGCCAUUGAUACGCCCGCAACUACGCCGCGCAGCCCGCAAUCGACUUGCGAGCCGCUCUCUGCACUGACAGAAGACGGCAAGGACGAAGCGAGCAACAGCAACACCGACAAGAUGGUAGCGGACGCACAAGCUGCAAAGGCUGCAUCAGAGCGAGCUGCCCAAGAGCUUCACGACGCCGUUUUUGCCCGCGCCUUGCCAUCUUCGUCGAGGCGCGUACGCUCUCAUGCGGGUGCUCUGACUUUGUCGCUGCCCUUCGAUGAGUCGCCUUCGAUCAAGAAGGAGCAGCACGAUGAUGACGAGCUGGAUCGUCAGCAUUCAGCCAUCGCCCGCUUCUCGACCCCCACGCUGCGUCGUACCGCGUCGAAGGGCAAGCUCUCUCAGCUGCAGCUGUCCGCCUCCCGUCCAAGCGCCGUCAAACCUCACCCAACCAGCCAGGCCGACAACGAGACGACCUCACCCACGACCUCCCCGCCCAUGAGCCCCACACGCGCCCUCAUGGGUCUAGCAGCCCCACCACAUAGCAAGGCCUCCCUCGGCGUCUCGAUGUCGAUGACCAGCAGCCCCUUCCUCGCUGCCGUUCAUCGAUCAUCGCUCAGCCGUCCUGGAUCACCUCUCCCCACAUUCAAUCUGCCUGCUGCGGUGACGACGAGUAGCACCCUCGGCCCUCAUCAUUCGCCCGCUACAGCUGCUGGGGCGACUGCCGCCUCGCCCGCAUCGACUCACCAAGACCUCACCGACGUCUCCCCCUUCCCUAGUGCGAGUCCGCACGGCGCCGAGGAUGGCAGGGAUCUCGAUGAGGAUGAGCUUGAUCUCGACGGCAGUCGAAGCGCAAGCGUGGAUCAGGAGGAUGGCUCUUCGCCCAUCACAACGUACUCUUCUCCCGGUGCGGAGCACGACGAUGACGAGGCAAAUGCGCCGGCUGUCUUCGGCCUGCCAGAAUCGAUGGAUAUGAGCGCAAUCGAUGUUGCAUAUGGGGGAACGGGCAUGGUGGUGUGUGAGGCUGAGCCCGAGCAGGAGGAAGAACAGAAGAAGGACGCGAAGGAGACGCAGGAGGUCGAGGCUGAGCACGAGGUCGAGAACGAAGCUGAGGACGAGGGAGUCGAGGUGGUGGUUCAGGCUAUCGCAGAGAAGACGCCCGACCGACCUACGCGACGAGGGCUGCGAAAGGGCAAGCGCUGCCUUGAGGCUGCGCAGGAGGAAGAGGACGAGGAAACCAGUAGCAGGAAGGCUGCUCGUUCCCCUUCGCCAAUUGCAACGCCAGCAGCAGCCUCGCCCCCUCCACCACUCAAGCGAAAGUACAGCUCCAAAGCUGCAGCUCAACGAAGCACGCCCCGCCAGCAGCAGCAGCAGCGCUCUCGCGAAGGCAAGACAGCGGCAGCUAGCCCAGUGAGCUCCUCCACCUCUCCUUCGAGGACUAUGAGCACUCGUGCGACCACAGUGGCGGCAGGUGGGAGGGGCCGUCGCUCCCGCGGCGCGUAGAUGGCUUUUAGGAGAGGCCAGGGAGAGAGAGAGAGAGGCUAUCCAGCGACGUGAUGAUAUGCAGAUUGUGAUGACGUUGAACGACAAUUUCGAUUGAGAAGAAGAAGAUAUUCAUGUAACAAUAGCAGAAAAUAUAAACA
This is a messenger RNA of Jaminaea rosea, 2975 nucleotides long. RefSeq lists its product as hypothetical. The record is from RefSeq and is a predicted model, not a curated record. The transcript is spliced from 2 exons. Lineage: Eukaryota; Fungi; Basidiomycota; Exobasidiomycetes; Microstromatales. Bases 421 to 2835 code for a protein of 804 amino acids.